This is a messenger RNA of Pararge aegeria (speckled wood butterfly), 2051 nucleotides long. RefSeq lists its product as uncharacterized. The transcript has 9 exons. Bases 190 to 1395 code for a protein of 401 amino acids. Lineage: Eukaryota; Metazoa; Arthropoda; Insecta; Lepidoptera; Nymphalidae. The record is from RefSeq and is a predicted model, not a curated record.
UGGGAAUUCGACUUUUCGUGACAGCAUGUCAUUUUCGACAUUUGAUUGAUAAUUUUCUUGGGAUCCAUCAAAUUAGUUUGUUUGAAAGUUAGUUUAGGCGCUAAAUGUUAAUAUUUUAUAAUUUUCACGUCGAAACAAUAUGUGAGUGAACGGAAUCCAUAUUUGGUGUUUGUGGCUACGGUCUCCAUUAUGAGCGAUCAAAAAUGUGUGGUUGAAGGCUGCAAUUUGGAAUACGAUGUGGUUUGCAGCUUUUCCUUUUACAAUGUCAAUACAUCAGCACACGGGGAUGACAAAAGGCAAGACUGGAUCGAGGGUGCAAUGCACGAAGAGAGCGAGUGCUUCUGGAGGCAUGUCAGCCUGCAGCUAUGCGGGUAUCAUUUCGAGCUGGACGCCCAAGGCCUUUGGAUCGACUCGCCAAUGUUACCUGAACUCCUGACGCCACCGGCUAAGCAAGCCCCUGUUUAUGAGCAGACGGAGCAAGACAAGAAACUCGCAGACAUAAUACGCACAGAACAUAACUACAGUUGUGAACCUGUGCAGGAGACCCCGGAAUCAGUCUCCAGGCUAAAUGUGAGGCAGCUGGUCGACACCCUCGGCUAUCUGUCUCUGAAAAACCUCCAGAAGAAGCAGUUAUGGGUGGUGAAGGUGGAAACCGACAAAGCUGAGGCCUCCAUCACCCAGUCGGAGCAGGUCAUCACCAAGAUGACCGAUCCCAAGCAGAUCAUUGAGAUCGUCCCCCAAACUUCAACUUCGGAGCAGUUGGAGAGUGAGAACCAGAACGAAGUACUUCAUAUAAUGGAGGACGGCAGCAUCUCUGACAACUUCAUCUACGAGAUAGCUGAGGAGCAGGAGAUAACCAUGGAAGAGGUUAAGGAGAUACCAGUCUCCGAGAACAGAUCGUGGACAGUGAACAUAAUUCCGGAGGAUCCGAAACCCAAGUACGCGUACAUAAAGCACUGCAACACUGGCAAGAAAAAACGACAUUUCACUGCCGAAAUGAAUGCAAUCGCCCUGCAAGGUGACUUCGAGAACUACUACAUACUGCCGGACGUGGAUCCGUCCGUUGGUGUGGAAAUAACCACCAGCUACGAGUCGGAGAACUUCAUCGUGGAGGAGUACCCCCACCUGGUCCUUCAGGAGCGGCCCAGGAAGCGGUCCCGGGAGUCAGAUCCCACCAAACGGGGCAGGAAGAAGAAAAUCGUCGGCUCACCAUCCGUACGUGAGCAGGUGAAAGUGCUGAAGACAGAGAUAAAAUCUGAGCUGGAUACCUCCGAGGACUGGUUAAUAGAUCACAGCGUGUACGACCAAGACAAUUCGGACGACUACGACGACAAAAAAGCCGCGAGGGUGCGGCGGAAAAAUAAGAAAUACCUGGGCUACGACUUUGUCACUUAGUUUUUGCUUUUUUUUUUGUUAGUUUUUAGUCUAUGACCGCGCGUGGGUUAUGCGUGUCCUGCUUGAUGGAAAUGGUUUUUUAUUUUAAUGUUAAUUUCAAAAUAUACCCAGUUGUAUCUUCACGUUUAUAUUAUCAUCUUGAAUGGUCUAUAACAGUCCACUGAUGGAGUAAAGGCCUCCCAUAAGGGUUUGCCCAUAAUCAUCAGUGACAAUCACAGAGGACGUAGCUGUCCUCUCUCAGUUGUACACCCUUACGGAGGGGGAUGACAUUUGCAUUCUGAUUCUGAUAUUGAAAAUCCAACAACAACAAACAACAAAGAUAUUAGACUGAUAUGUUAAGUGUCAAAUUCUAUGCCGGACUCUAAACAACUUAAUCUUAAGAUGCUGAUUACAAAAUGAGUUUGAAACAACAUAUAUUAUUUUUAAAUCAUGAACAUAAUUUUUGACUGAAUGACCAUGCAAGAUUAUGGCAAAUUAAUCUGACAGAAAAAAAAAUAAUACAACGUCCUCAUUUGGCACACCUAAAAGCCAAAAAAAGCAAAAAAAAGAAGAAGAAAAAAAUCUGUGUUCUUAUUUACACACGUUAGAAGUUUUAUCUUUCGCUCUAUUCUACGUUUGUAGAGAAAACGACGCUAGCAAUAGAAAAAAAGUAUUUA